This is a messenger RNA of Macadamia integrifolia, 1045 nucleotides long. RefSeq lists its product as uncharacterized. The record is from RefSeq and is a predicted model, not a curated record. The transcript has 6 exons. The coding region runs from base 111 to 686 and encodes 191 amino acids. NCBI's taxonomy places the organism in Eukaryota, Viridiplantae, Streptophyta, Magnoliopsida, Proteales, Proteaceae.
ACUUGAACCAUUCUUGCGAGUUGUGACUACUAGAACCCUCUCUGCCGUCGUAGACACAAUCUAAGGUAGAAUUUGGAAAGGGAUCUCCAACGGUGCCUGUCGCUGCUCUCAUGAUGCGCACAUUAACACGACAGCUCAGUUCUUAUUUGUGCAGAAAGAAUCACGGGCUUGCUCAAACUCGCAAAUUUUCUUCGUUCAAUGGAAGAGAUGAGCUCUCAAUGGAGGAGGAGGCUGAAAGGAAAAUAGGUUGGCUGUUGAAGCUUAUUUUCGCUGGGACUGCCACAGUUGUUGCUUACCAGUUUUUCCCUUACAUGGGUGAUAAUUUGAUGCAGCAGUCUGUGUCGCUCUUGCAAGUCAAGGAUCCGUUGUUUAAAAGGAUGGGAGCUUCCAGAUUAUCCCGUUUUGCUGUCGAUGAUGAGAGAAGAAUGAAAAUAGUAGAGAUUGGUGGAGCAAAGGAGCUCUUAAAUAUGUUAGGGACUGCCAAGGAUGAACGCACACAGAAAGAAGCUUUGAUCGCUCUUGUUGCCCUUUCACAUUCAGAUGAAGCUGUCAGAGCUCUGCACCUGGCUGGAGCAAUCUCAGUAAUUAGGUCAAUUCCAGAUUCUUUUCAGGAUUCUGAAGUCAUGGUCCACAAAUCCAGCUUGCUGAAGAGGUUCCAAGAUAUGACAUAUGAUACGACAUCUUGAAUUUUAAUCAAUAGGUCGGGAGAACUGGAAACUGUAGGCUCGUUCUCUUUUAUGACUCGACAGCCUAUCCAAAUCUCGAGUGAAGAUCUAUCCACAUCUCUUAAACAGAUAAAUGGAAGCUUACUGUGAUAUUUUGACAAAAAUAUCUGAAUUUUGUAUAUAAUCUGGAGGCUUUAUGAUGACUAGGAUGUUCAAAAUCCUGUUACAUGCCUUCGGUGCUCUUUUCGAUUCUUAUUUCAGUUAUCUGAUUUGUGGUUCAUAUCCAUGCCUAGUAAUGGAGUACUGUUGCAAAUAUGGUGCAGGAAUCCUUCACAGUAAUGAGAUUUGAAGUUGAAAAUACAGCUAAAAUUCUGCACUAA